AUGGAAUGUACCCAUACCAUUACCAUCGAGGUCUCCAUACCAGAGACUUGGAAGUCGUUUCGUGAGUCAUAACCACGUUCGAAUUGUGUUCGUUUUUUUCCAACAUCGAAAAUACUCGAUUAAAAAUAUUUAAAUAUUAAAAAUGUAGUCGUUCGGGUGUUUUUGUGAUUCGACGAACAUGGAAGGCGUGAAAAUCAAAAAUUGGAAAAUGGCUCUCGAUCUGAAGACUCUCGCGAUAUUCCUAGUUACUUUGUCAGCUCUGCAUUUAGCAUCGGCGCAUUCGGUUUUCAAGACGAUUAAAUGCGGCGAUACCCCUUGUAAAAUAUACGAAUAUUGUCGCUCUCAAGAUGGCUCUUGUCAUCCCUGCGAAGAUCUUUGCGAUGCGGAAUCACAUAAUCAUAACGCUGCAAGAUGCCAAAAAGAAUGCUCUGAAUUCGUCCACGAUGUUCAAAUCGGAUAUGCUAGAAAAACUGACAUACAAUCACUUAUCGACGAAGUUGACAGAAUGUACGCGUUGUUGGUCGUUAUUCUGAUUUUGGUCGUCGUUCUAGUUACAAUUGUCGGUGCGAUGUUGGUUAAAUUACUUUAUCAGUAUCGAAAACGAGUCAACCUGAGGAAAUUAGAGCAGAAGAAAUUUCAGCAGAAGUUGACUGCAGUUCAGUACACAAUUGCCAACAACAACCCAAAAAGAGACGAUUCCAUCAACGGUACGAUGACCCAGUCAAUGAGAACAACGUUGCCAUCGACAAUGACUCUGACAACCCAAACCGAAGAAUCACCGAAUUGUACGAAUAAAUCCACCAGUACAACUAAAACUUUACCAUUAUCAGUUGAAGAACCAUGCGAAGAUACCACUUUGGACUACGCAGCUUAUGUCAAUCAGGCUCUAUCACAUUCGCCUGCCAAUGAAGGCCAUCUAUGUCCAACUAAACUGGACAUGUCCUAAGAGGUAUCUUGCACAUAGUGAUAAUGUAAAUGUUAAUUUUUUGUGAUUGUUUUUACCAAAGUUUCAUUUUGUUAUGUUUCUCUCUACCUACAACACGUUUACUUGUAACUCAUCCUAUUUCCAUACUGAUCGAAUACUCGGUGCACAAAAAAUUAAACAUCACAAAAAAUUAUUUAUCCCUGUCUUUCAUCUUCUGCAACCAUUUUUUUUUCGAUUUUAUAAGUUUACGUUUAUGUAUUAAUAGGUAUUAUUGUUUCUCGUAGGUUGUGUUUGUGUGUCUGUGUAUAGUGUUUUUCUUGUUCCCUUAAGUUUAAGUAUAACAGUGGUAUACUUAAGUAUAUAUUUUAGGAUUAGGAGUAUGCGAGUUGAGCAUUAUGUUUUUCAAAUAUUUUCGACUGGUGCUUUUCUGGAAUAGUAUUACUAGGUUUAAAUAGGAUAUAAUACGUUACGUUAAGCAUUUAAAUACGUAUAACUGACGAGCGAUCGCGGAGAUAAUUAGCAUUUUUUUAAAAUCUUACCUUUACGGAUAAAAUAGGUAAAUAGGUGUACUUAAGUAGUAUUAUUAAGCGUAUUUUUGACGAUGGUCCGUACCGAACAUUCCAUUUAUAUUUAAGUAGAGUAUUAUUUUACUCAUUUGUCUUCUCCUUAUUACGAGUAUUUGUGUAAAGACAAUCAAAAUUUUAAUUCGUAAAUUAGAAUAGGUUUAUCAAGAACAGCGUUCAAUUUUUUAAAAUAAUUUUCCAGGGGUUGUUGCAUUUUUUUAAAAUUAAUUUUUAUUCAGUUUUUUAAUUCUCGAACUCGAUGAUACGAUAUAGGUAGUUGAUAUUUUUAUGAAACAUUAAAAUAAGUGCUAUCUUAUUUUAUACUUUACAUCACUGCCAUUACAAUAUAGUAAAAUACAUUUAGCUAACGCUGUUCUGAGAUUUAAAUCAAAAUUAGAACUUGGAAAAGUAAAGUACAAUUAUUGAAUAUUCAAAGAACUCUUGAUUUUAUUUUCAUUUCAAGAAUAAUUAAUAAUCUUUAUUUUUAUUAAUUAUUUUGUUCGAUUUCUAGAAAAUUUUAUUUCCACCAUACUUGCUUUUCGUUUUUAAUUUCGUGGAUGUUCUUAAAAAGGAUUAAUCUCGUCCACCAACAGCUUUAGUUUCAAUUUCAAUUCAAUAUUCUGAGAAAACCAACCAGGUUUAUCAAAAUAUUAUCAUCGAUACAGUUUUAUUCUAAAAAUUCUCUAAGUAAAUUCUGAUCUUCUUCAAUUAGAUCAAGUACUUGUAUGAAUUCUAUAUCCUUGACUUCUUUGAAUAUUCUUUAAUUCUAGAUCUAAGCGUUCUUUACUUCCAUUUCAUUUUCUAAUCGUGAUUUAUUAAAAAUUGAUUUAUGUUAAGAAACGUCAGGAUAAGAUUUUAUUUUCUAGGCAAACUGCUGCAUAGGCCGGGUACUGUAAUAUCCCGUUAUUGAUAAGUACAACGUACGUUAAGAAUUAGUCGUAAAUCGUUAUUGCAAUUCGAAUUAUUAUUUCUUUAAGUCGUUAAGAUGUCGUCAAGUUGGAGGAAUUUUCUAUUCUAAAGAAAUCGUAACUGUAUUCUUCUCAUGUUGCUUCUCGUUUUGAAACAUGUUUUACUAAUUGAAAAAUAAUUUACACGAAAGCUUCUGAAUGAGAACAACGAAAACUAGAGAACUUUCUGAUAAAAUACUUGAAUAGGUAUAUUUGGAAUUACCAAUCAAAAGUCGAUUUAAUCAGCAAUAAAGAAUAUCUUUUCUGUAGUAUGUAUUACUAACGUAGAGUCACUCAAAGAAAGACAUACCUACUUACUAAAUUACUCAAUUCUAAAUUUUCAAAAUGAAACCGAACGAACAAGAAUAUCGAAUACUCUAUUUCGCCAAUACAGCAUAGUCAGUCUUGGGAGACAUUAUUUAUAAACAUACAGAGUGUCACCGAUGUCUUUUGUAUUAUUAAUAAUAAAAUUACGUCUUUCAUAUUUUACGUACCUUUCGGAAUAAUAUUGACGAUGGAUAAAUCAAUGAUCAACGUUCAAAUUUGCACAUCGUAGAAGUAAACCACUUUGACAAUUGAUUAAAAAAUCAAAUCCAUCGCUAUAAAAAUAAACUAAAUUGUGUAUGGAACCGAUGAAGAAAUUGAGGAAUUAAUUAAAUCAUAGAUAAUAAAUUUGAUAAGUAAGCCUACCCAACAAAAAGUUCAAAGUUUCUGAUAACUACCGACUCAAAUUCAACGUAACAAACUACAUAGUAAAAUUCGCCCAACUUUUCGAUACAUAUUAUUUAUAGGUAAUUUACCGAAGGAUGAUAUACAGAAUGAAUUUGUUCUUGGAGAAUGACAAUACCACGGAAUGAGUGAAUAAUAAGUAAGGAUUAAUUUUAAUAAAUACGGAUAAUUUAUAAGUAUUAGUCGUAAGUUAUUAGUCUUUUGACUGAUCGUCUACAGAAGGAAUUCCGUCCAUUCCCUAAUUUUAGUAUUAUUUUCUUAGCAUCCUUUUUUUAAGUAUUUGAGUGAGUGUUAUUUUUAAUUCUUUUAGCCAUAAUUGUUUUUUAUUUGUGAGAAUGAACAUGUAUAAUAGCAAUAAUAAUCUUUAAGGAAGAUUUAUCGAAAUAUCGAAGUAUCUUUACGCGACAAUACGUUGCUCUAUAUUAACUAGUUGUAAUUAUUAUGUAACAUACGUGAUUGAAUUAGUUUUAAUGUUACAUAGGUUUUAAAUGUGUUACUGUGUUGUGUUGUUCUACAAAAACAAUUCUCGUUUCAAAAUAAGUUGUAUUAUUAUAUUUUACUUGAAAUAUACCGUUACAUAUCUUCGUAAAAAUUA
This is a messenger RNA of Planococcus citri (citrus mealybug), 3759 nucleotides long. RefSeq names its product grindelwald (gene grnd). The transcript has 5 exons. Bases 179 to 946 code for a protein of 255 amino acids. The record is from RefSeq and is a predicted model, not a curated record. Lineage: Eukaryota; Metazoa; Arthropoda; Insecta; Hemiptera; Pseudococcidae.